Molecule: messenger RNA, 1359 nt
Organism: Lucilia sericata (common green bottle fly)
Lineage: Eukaryota; Metazoa; Arthropoda; Insecta; Diptera; Calliphoridae
Product: abscission/NoCut checkpoint regulator
Exons: 3
Coding region: 128-1210 (360 amino acids)
Biological process (GO): abscission; mitotic cytokinesis checkpoint signaling
Cellular component (GO): midbody; centrosome; cleavage furrow
Molecular function (GO): phosphatidylinositol-3-phosphate binding
Source: RefSeq, a predicted model, not a curated record
CUUUGUUCUUAGCCAAAGAAUAUUCUAUACCGCAAUAAAAAACAACAACUAUAGAUAAAAUCUUAUAAAAUCAUAAACAAAUACUAAACAUUUAUUAAAUGAACAAAUAAUUUUUGAGAAAAUAACAAUGUCCUGCUUUGGCUGCAGCAGAAAAUAUGGUUUAUUUUGCAAAGAGUAUGGCUGUCCCAACUGCGGCUAUUCCUAUUGUGCCAAAUGCCUUAAACGUCCAGUGGCAGUGCCCAGACAUAACAACAAGGUAAUGAAUGUAUGCCUGAUAUGUUACGAUAAAUUGUCCAAAUUACAAGAAGUUGAAAAGGUUAUCGAUGUCGAGACACUGCCAGGCACUAUAGUUACCAAAGCUAAUAAGGGCAUGGUCAAUGAGCAAAUAGUGCAAAAAGAUAUAAAUGCUUUGCUGGAGGUGGAGCCUUCAGCAGCCCUAGUGGGUGAGGUUUUGGAACCCAUUUCUCCGGCUAAAAUGACAACUUCAACACAUUCCAGUGGUGAAAAUUCUGAUAUUACAGCCAAUCUUGAUAGUGCAAUAUUACAACGUUUAAAGAAUCUAAAAGCUAGUGAUCCCUCAUCAUUUCCCAGUGAUGAUGAGAUACGUUCACGUUUAUCGAAAUUAAAUGGUAUGCCUCAAAAGGAUUAUUCGAAAAAGGAUUUACUUUUGAAUACAGAUCAACGUACGGAUCAGGAGAAAAUGAAUGAUUUGUUGGCUCAAUUUAUGGGAGAGGCUGAGAUUGAUAAUCGUUUGGAAACGGACAGAAAGGAUACUUUAUCGGAUAUUGAGAGGAGAUUGAAGGCAUUGAGAGAUGAUCCUGUGACACCAGCAGCGAGUGGUAGUAGUGCUAUUGGUGCUGCGACUUCACCGGAUACUAAUACUCCUAGCGAUAAUGAAAUGGAUGAUGAGACGAUGCUUAAGGGAAUUAUGGAAAAGUAUUUAGCUGAAGCUCGCUUACCUGAUGCUUCCAACAGCUUAGAAACUGAAUUAGCAGCUGGUAUACCGCCACCACCAACAGGUGUUGAUACCGAAGAAUUACCUUGGUGUAAUAUAUGCAAUGAAGAUGCAGUCUUUCGUUGUAAAGGAUGUGAUGGUGAAUUAUUUUGUGCUCAAUGUUAUCGUGAAUGUCAUGAUGAUGAUGAGGAAUAUCGGGCUCAUGUUAAAGAGCCUUACAGUGCACCACCCAAAUUUAAAGAAGAUCAUUUCUGAAACCAGUUCCAGUUUUCUAUGUUGGUUUUGUAAUAUUUUUUAUCAACUAUUUUGUUUUUUAUGCUUAACAGUAAUCUUUAAUAUUAUCUAAAUAAUAAAAAAUUAAAAAAGGGUUAAAAUAAGCUAAAAAUAAAAGAAACAAAUAACUA